AUGUUAGGAGUCGUGCGUCUUAGACGCUAUAGAUCCCUGCUUCUAUUCGUUGUUAUUGCGAUCAUCGUGUUUACCCAUUUCUACUCUUUUGGUGAUUCUGCCAGUUCGUUUUCCGUCGAUAAGUUAAAAGAAUAUACAUCCACCGUAUCGAAACAAAGCCCGCAGGAUGUGCAAUGGCCAGUAGCUGAGGUCGAAACUCAUAUUCCACCACCCGAGAUUCCGCCCAUAGAUAAACCAAUCCCUCGGCCCUCGGAGUCUGAGAAAAAACCUCUAGCUGCAGACAAAGAAUCUUUGCACGGAGCGGCGGCGCAUACAGUGGCCACGUCUUCAACAAAGUCUGCGAAUUCUGUAAAAACAUCUACACCGAAGCUCGAAGAUGUGCCCUCAAAAGAACAAAGCACUAUUAACGUUGCCCCUGCGGUACCAUUGCAGGUACAUUGGGAGAAAUCACCAGAGCAUUACCCACUACCCGAGGAAUCAAUCAUUCCAUUACCCAAGAAAUACAAGAAACUUCCCCAAAUACAAGCUUCAUUUGCACAGGAAAGCGAGACGAAGCGCAAAGUGCGUAUCGAAAGGCAAGAUGCUGUGAGAGAGGCAAUGAAACAUGCGUGGAAGGGCUAUAAGGCACAUGCCUGGGGCCAUGAUGAGAUAAUGCCUGUGAGCGCAUCUUAUAAAGAUGGUUUCGGUGGGUGGGGGGCAACAUUGGUUGAUUCACUCGACACCUUGUGGAUUAUGGAGCUCGAGCACGAGUUUUUAGAGGCUGUUAAGGCGACAGGAAAGAUUGAUUUCACAACUACGCCCAUGACAAAAAUCCCUGUUUUUGAGACGGUCAUCAGAUACCUUGGAGGUCUGAUAGGGGCAUAUGAUGUUUCUGGCGGGAAGCAUCAGAUUCUACUUGAUAAAGCAAUCGAGUUGGCUGAUAUGUUAUAUGGUAUCUUUGACACUCCGAACCGCAUGCCGAUUCUAUAUUUUGGGUGGAAACCAACGCAAGUUGCCAAACAAAAUCGUGCGGAUAUUCGAGUUGUUUCAGCCGAACUCGGAUCUCUUACUGUCGAGUUCACACGUUUAGCUCAGAUCACAGGGAAUGAUAGAUAUUACGAUGCGGUUCAGCGCAUCACAGAUGCAUUGGACGAAUUUCAGCCCAAGACAAGUCUUCCCGGCAUGUGGCCAUUGACCAUGGAUACGUCUGGGUGUCAAGUAGUCAAAGUUCCUGUUGAAGAGCAGAAGAAGACUGUGCCACAGCCGGUACCCCCACCAUCAAAUGGCAUAUUUGCGGAGGAUGCAGGUGAGGGAAAAAUGGUAACUCCGCCGGUCCAUAACCCUGGAAAAAGGCAAUUGCCUCAAGUUCAAGAAAUAGAUUGGUUAGGGGAACUACAGGGAGGGAAGAUCUUGACCGAAAGCGAAAAGGAUGCUAGAGAUAAAGCAGCGGCGGCAGCUCUGGCAGCAGCGGGACCACCACCUGGGUUGACAGUUGAGGCGCAGAGUGGAAAGAUUCAUCAUGAAGGAGAAAUCGAGCCCGGAAGAUCCAACGCCAUUGGGGCGCAAUUAAGUGCUACUAGUACUGUUGCCGCCGCAAAAACUUCCCCGUCUUGUCUGCCUCAAGGACUAAAAAAUGCUGGAUACCAAAGGGAACAAAAAUUUACAUUGGGUGGAAUGUCGGAUUCCUUAUAUGAGUAUUUAAUUAAGGAGUAUAUACUCCUCGGCGGUGCAUCUGAUCAAUACAAAAAGAUGUACGAAAGCUCCAUGGAUAUCGCCAAGAAAUAUCUGUUCUUCAGACCACUUGCGGACAAGAACCCCGAUGUCCUACUUUCUGGUAACGUUUACGUGAAUGAUGCUGGUGACGUCAGCUUUGAUACUAACACAGGUCAUCUGACUUGUUUCACUGGGGGGAUGCUGGCUCUUGGUGCAAGAGCGCUCGGUCUCGAGGCUGAUCUUGAAAUUGGCGCCAAACUCACGGAUGGGUGUGUCUGGGCAUACUUCUCUAUGGAAAGCGGCAUCAUGCCCGAAGGAUUUCAGACCGCGUACUGCCAAGAUCCCGAAAACUGCAAAUUCAACCCGACACAGUAUUAUGAGCAGCUAGUACCAAAAUACAGACUGCCAAAAAAGAAAGUAGAUGGAACUACAAAUGUCAAGAGGGACGGCCCAACUCCUGCAGAAAAACAACGACUUCAGGCCAUUGAUCCUAAUGCAGUUCCGAAAGAAUAUCCAACAACUCUUGAAGGAGUUGCGAAGCAGAUGAUUGAAGAGGAAUCAUUACCAAGUGGAUUCACCAAGAUCGGAGACAGGAGGUACAUUUUACGACCAGAGGCCAUCGAAUCUGUUUUCAUAAUGUAUCGGCUUACAGCAGAUACAACAUGGCAGGAUAAGGGAUGGAAAAUGUGGCAAGCCCUUGAAAAAGCAACACGGACGGAGUUUGCCUUCUCAGCGAUAAGUGGCAAGUAG
Messenger RNA from Morchella sextelata, 2442 nucleotides. RefSeq lists its product as uncharacterized. NCBI's taxonomy places the organism in Eukaryota, Fungi, Ascomycota, Pezizomycetes, Pezizales, Morchellaceae. Gene Ontology annotation, cellular component: endoplasmic reticulum; Golgi membrane. Gene Ontology annotation, biological process: carbohydrate metabolic process; N-glycan processing. The transcript has 6 exons. The record is from RefSeq and is a predicted model, not a curated record. Bases 1 to 2442 code for a protein of 813 amino acids. Gene Ontology annotation, molecular function: mannosyl-oligosaccharide 1,2-alpha-mannosidase activity; calcium ion binding.